Molecule: messenger RNA, 782 nt
Organism: Gavia stellata (red-throated loon)
Lineage: Eukaryota; Metazoa; Chordata; Aves; Gaviiformes; Gaviidae
Product: dispanin subfamily A member 2b-like
Exons: 2
Coding region: 1-414 (137 amino acids)
Biological process (GO): response to interferon-alpha; defense response to virus; response to type II interferon
Cellular component (GO): plasma membrane
Source: RefSeq, a predicted model, not a curated record
AUGGAGCGGUCGCGCCCGCUGGGGCCGGCACUGCCGCCCUACGAGCCGCUGGCGGAGGGGCUGGACAUGGAGGGGCUGCCCCGCAGCACCGUCGUCUCGGUGGAGCCGCCGCCGCCGCCCCCUCCCCGCGACCACCUGGCCUGGUCCCUCUGCACGGCGCUGUACGCCAACGUCUGCUGCCUGGGCUUCAUGGCGCUCGUCUUCUCCGUCAAGUCCAGAGACCGCAAAGUCCUCGGCGACUACAGCGGAGCACUCAGCUACGGUUCCACCGCCAAGUACCUGAACAUCACCGCCCUGCUGCUCAACAUCUUCCUCGUCAUCCUCGUCAUCGCCCUGAUUGCUAGUGGCACCAUCGCCGUGGUGAACCUCUUCAACCACCAGCAGGAGCAUAACCCCUUCGUUGGCCCCACUUAGCCCUUCCCUUGCUCCGCAGGCAGAGCAUCCCCCCCGCGUCGGCCAGGAGCCCUGGUCGCCGCUCGGAGCGGGGGGAUGUCCUCCAUGCGGGCCCCCGGAUCCCGCUGGGGUCCUGUCCCACUUUCCUCGCUGCUCAAAGCCCCUAUGGAGCCCGCUCUGAUGGCCGCCCUCUUUGGCCUCCCUGGAAGUGCCUGGAGACACUUCUCCUCCGAGCACCCAAAAACUGGCUGUAGCAAAGGGAAAGAGCGUGCUUUCCUGCUUGCCGCUUCGCUCUGUUUUUGUAGUCCCAAGUGCCUCUAAGAAUACCCCUAAGGACAAGUGCCUUGUUUGGAGAAAACCUGGUUCAAAUAAAGGUUUCUUUCACUUUU